Ixodes scapularis (black-legged tick) is the source of this 2454-nucleotide messenger RNA. Its product is annotated as ATP-binding cassette sub-family F member 2. Gene Ontology annotation, molecular function: ATP hydrolysis activity; ATP binding. The transcript has 11 exons. The record is from RefSeq and is a predicted model, not a curated record. Lineage: Eukaryota; Metazoa; Arthropoda; Arachnida; Ixodida; Ixodidae. The coding region runs from base 400 to 2277 and encodes 625 amino acids.
GUGACACAAAUGGCACAAAUGGCGAAUGGCCCCGUGACGUUCGUCACGUGCCUCGCUCUCGUUCCAUCCUCUCCCUCAGUUUCUCGGCGCAGAUUCCAUGACGUCACAAUAAUAAAUGGCCAAAAUUGAAAUACGUUAAUAUUGUGAAUUCGGUGCAUAUUUGAAUAUUACAAAUAUAUAUAAUUAUAUUUUACCUGAAUUAUAUUUCUCUAAAGUGUGCUUUAUGGAAUUAAUUUUUCAUUUUCUGCGGUACCCGCACCUGUACGCAUGCCGCUCGUCCUCGGCGCUCUCUGCUCUUCCGCCUGGAAUACGGAUUACAUUUUCGGCCCCCCAAUUUCUUGGAUUUAAACAUUGAAACAAGCAACUUCAGUGAAAUUUCAAGCAACACAAGACAACAAGAUGCCAUCGGACGCCAAAAAGAAGCGCGAAGCCAAGAAGAAAGAGGCGUUGAAGAGCAGAAACCAACCAAAGAAGGCGGUCAAGAAUGAAACCAACGGCGACGCACGGGAGAUCAUCGAGAACGGGGACGCGGCCGAGCUGAACGGCAUCAACGGCAACGACAUCAGCGAUGCGGAGCGUGAGCUGAUCAGGCGUCUGGAGGAAGACAUGCGCCUGAACGCGGCCGCCCGGGCAUGCACGGGGGUGCUGGCGGUGCACCCGCGCUCAAGGGACGUCAAGAUUGACAACCUGUCUAUCACCUUCCAUGGGGUGGAGAUACUCACCGACACCAAGCUGGAGCUUAACUGCGGGCGCCGCUACGGACUCAUUGGCCUGAACGGCAGUGGCAAGUCUACGCUGCUGUCGGCAGUCGGUCGGCGCGAGGUGCCCAUCCAAUCCCAGCUGGACAUCUACCACCUGACCCGGGAGAUCGCUCCCAGCGAGAAGACGGCUCUUCAGGCCGUCCUCGACGUGGACGAAGAACGCAAGCAGCUCGAGAAGCUCGCCGAGGAGCUGGCCCACCUCGAGGACGACGAGGCCCAGGAGCAACUCCUGGACGUUUACGACCGCCUGGACGACAUCUGCGCCGACAAAGCCCAGAUGAAGGCGGCCUACAUCCUCCACGGCCUGGGCUUCACCCCGGCCAUGCAGACGAAGAAGUGCAAGGACUUCUCGGGAGGCUGGCGCAUGCGCAUCGCCCUGGCGCGCGCCCUGUACGUCCGUCCGCACGUGCUCCUUCUGGAUGAGCCCACCAACCACCUGGACUUGGACGCCUGCGUGUGGCUGGAGGAGGAGCUGAAGACCUACAAGCGUAUCCUGGUGAUCAUCUCGCACUCGCAGGACUUCAUGAAUGGCGUGUGCACCAAUAUCAUCCACCUGGACAACAAGCAGCUCAAAUACUACGGUGGGAACUAUGACGCGUUUGUCAAGACCCGCAUCGAGCUGCUCGAGAACCAGAUGAAGCGCUACAACUGGGAGCAGAGCCAGAUUGCCCACAUGAAGAACUACAUUGCCCGUUUCGGUCAUGGCAGUGCCAAGCUGGCGAGGCAGGCACAGAGUAAGGAAAAGACCCUGGGAAAGAUGGUGGCUGCCGGGCUGACCGAGAAAGUUGUCAGUGACAAGACGGUGCAGUUCUACUUUCCAUCCUGCGGACCCAUUCCGCCCCCUGUGAUCAUGGUGCAGAAUGUGUCCUUCCGGUACAGCGACGACGGGGCCUGGAUCUACAAAGACCUGGAGUUUGGCAUUGACCUGGACACGCGGGUGGCCCUGGUGGGACCCAAUGGAGCCGGCAAGUCGACUCUGCUCAAGCUGCUCUGCGGCGAACUUGUUCCGAGCGAUGGCUUGAUCCGGACCCAUUCCCACCUGAAGAUUGCCCGCUACCACCAGCACCUCUCCGAACAACUGAACCUGAACAUGUCUGCCCUGGAGUACAUGAUGACCAGCUUUCCAGAGGUGAAGGAGAAAGAAGAGAUGCGCAAGAUCAUCGGACGCUACGGCCUAACUGGCAGGCAGCAGAUAUGCCCGAUCCGCCAGCUGUCGGACGGCCAGCGCUGCCGGGUGGUGUUUGCCUGGCUGGCGUGGCAGGUGCCCCACCUGCUGCUGCUGGACGAACCCACCAACCACCUGGACAUGGAGACCAUCGACGCCCUGGCCGAGGCCAUCGCAGAGUUUGAUGGUGGCAUGGUGCUUGUCAGCCACGACUUCAGGCUCAUCAGCCAGGUGGCUGAAGAGAUCUGGGUGUGCGAGAAACAGACUGUGACGAAGUGGAAGGGCAACAUCCUUAGCUACAAGGAGCACCUCCGGAAGAAGGUGAUGGCCAGUGCCGAGAAGCCCAAAUAACCCUGUCCCGGUUUUCUAGGAUGCUUUUGUUUCCUCGUGAAGGAGAACAUGCACGUGUGCGUCCCCACUGCUUUCAUUCUUUCGACCGAAGCGCCCGUCAACAUCUCGGUCCACUGUAUGAAUACCCCCCCCCCCUCUUUUUUUUUCACUGUGGAAAUAAAACGAGUCUUUGACGAA